AAUGCGCAGCUUCACGCAGCUAUCUCGGUUGCUGCGGUUGCCUCCGCCGUAGCAGCCAUUGCGGCCGCCACCGCAGCUUCUUCUUCGUCCCCCACCUCGGGCAAAAACGAACAGUCUGCGAAGACCGACAUGGCCGUCGCAUCAGCUGCAACAUUAGUAGCCGCGCAAUGCGUGGAGGCCGCAGAAGCUAUGGGAGCUGAACGUUGUCAUCUUGCUUCGGCCGUGAGCUCCGCCGUUAACGUUCGUUCCCACGAUGAUAUUGCCACACUCACCGCCGCUGCAGCUACAGCUUUACGUGGGGCAGCGACUUUAAAGGCAAGGGCACUAAAGGAAGUAUGGAACAUAGCAGCGGUACUUCCAUUGGAAAAAGGAGUAACCGGCGGAUUGUGUGGUAAAGGAAAUAAUUCUGGUCAUUGGAACCGUAACUGUAGCGGAGAACUCGCCGCCGGAGAUCCUCUCCUCACUGCCUGUACACAAGAGCUCCUUGCCAAGGGUAGUGAACUCCUCAAAAGAACCCGCAAAGGUGAUCUUCACUGGAAAGUUGUAUCUGUUUAUAUGAAUAGGACGGGCCAGGUGAUUUUGAAGAUGAAAAGCAAGCAUGUGGCUGGGACAUUUACUAAGAAGAAAAGAAUGUGGUUUUGGAGGUGUGUAGGGGCAUGCCGGCAUGGCCGGGGAGGCCACUAUUCGACGGCGGAGAGCAGCGUCGCUACUUUGGAUUGAAGACCGAAAUAAGGGGAACCGUGGAGUUCGAAUGCAGGAGUCAAAGGGAAUACGAAAUGUGGACUGAAGGUGUAUCAAAGCUUCUCUCCAUCGCUGCUGAAAGAAAUCAUAAGAGCCAAAGCUCAACUACAUGGCAUCAUGGCGGCGGCAAGAGUUGGGACUAAUUCGCUUAUUUCUCUCCACUCAAACCUCCAUUUGCUUGUAGUUGUAGGUGCUCAAUGCAAACCAAUGGGCAAAUAUCUAAUUAUGCCAU
Messenger RNA from Hibiscus syriacus, 973 nucleotides. RefSeq names its product VAN3-binding protein-like. The record is from RefSeq and is a predicted model, not a curated record. NCBI's taxonomy places the organism in Eukaryota, Viridiplantae, Streptophyta, Magnoliopsida, Malvales, Malvaceae. Gene Ontology annotation, biological process: leaf vascular tissue pattern formation; phloem or xylem histogenesis; auxin-activated signaling pathway. Bases 130 to 720 code for a protein of 196 amino acids. The transcript has 5 exons.